UAAAAUGGAUAGGGCGCAAAGUGCAAAAUGACAGACACUAGGGCGCAAAGUGCAAAGGAAGCAGCCCAUUUGUGGAGCGCCAAGAAGCCAUUUUGAACUUAAUGCGAAAGCCUUUCUCUCACCUAAGCUCUAAGAUCUCUCUCUCUCUCUCUCUCCACAGUGGUGUUCAUGGAUCCACAGAUUCGUCACCAUUUUCAUAAACUAAACACUAUCUAAAUUUUCAUUUCUCUUAUAUAUGGAUAUGCACGGAUAUGUACCGAUAUUUCUAUCAGCGAAUUGUGCACUACUGUAGCGAACAAAUUGGAGAGAAAUGCAAGUCGCAAUUGAUCAAUGGAAAGUGAGACGGCGAACCUUCUAGAACGCCAACCAGCAGCAGCAGGGACUAAGCCCAUUUCCAUUCGUCCGUCAGAAUCCGCCAACGUCAGCCGUUCGUUUACAACAGCGACGCCUUCAUCUUCCUCAUCUUCUCAGUCGGAUUUAAUCCGUCACAUUCAAGCCAUCAAACGCCCUCGUCCGCUCGGUACAAUGCAGUCAAAUGUUCUUAUGCCAAGGAGAUCGGUGGCUCCUCAGCGGGGAGCCUCAAAAGGCUCUACUUUGAAUACAGAUUGUGCACUUGAUACAAAGAAGACCCAAGAUGAGAUUUCUCUGAGUCACAGGCUAAUGGAAUGUAUUUCACAACCAAAGAACAUUGGCUCUGUUACUGUUGAAGCUCAAGAGGAUGCGAUGCUACCUUCAGAAUAUGGUUCCACUGUGGAUGCACAUGAAGAGAAUUAUAAUUCUUUCAACAGUUUGAGAGAUCAACCCAGAUCCUUUACUGGUCGUAGAAGCAACAUCACAGCUGCUUCCUCGGUUACAGAGUGUGAACAUAUUUUAUUGGCUGAAGGGCAGAAGAGGGUCCAUUUUGCUGCUGAAAGCACUUCCAAGUCGCAGGAAAUGGAUUGGGAUGUAGGCAAUCAGAUGGAGGCUGUGACUGCUGCUAGCCAAGUCUUGAGAGAUCAAAAUAUCCAAAGCACAGAUGUGGAUGGUAACAGGAAUUCUUCUCUAUUGGAAAAUAGAACAUUAGGAGCUGCAGAUCAGAUUCACCAAUUCAGGAACUUCUUACGGAGUGAUUUGAGCCAUCCUAUGACUCAAGCUUCAGUCGUUGGGUCAUCUUGCACUACGACAACAUUGAUAAACUCCACAUCUGCUCACAUGCUAAACUCAACAACCUAUUGUUCUCAACCUCAUCUAACGAGCAACUCUAUGGAGUCUCUGGGGGAACCUAAACUUAAAUCUGAACAUCAGAUGCAGCCGUCAUAUCCUUUUCCAAAGCAUGAAAACAGAUUUUCAGUUGAUCAGACUGCUGUGGCAGUAGCUAGUUCUACCAUUGGAACUGAUUCAGAAUUUAAGAGACCUAAUCUGGCUGAAGGACAAAAGAGUAGUAUGCCGAUUACAGGUGACAUGCCUAAAGAUACUUCCCCUCUUGAAGAUAACUCAGCCAAAGAAUGUGUCACCGAUAUACAAUCAGAAGCUCCCUUGUCAAAAGUUUCAUCUUCCAAUGUGAAGUUGGAACCUUCUAAGUCUAAAAAGGAAGAAAAAAGCAUAGGCAGUAAGGCGCCAUCUUCUUCUCGUAAAAAAAGUUAUGAUCCUGAUACUUUUUUCAAAGUUAAUGGAAAGCAUUACCAAAGGCUUGGAAAGAUAGGUAGUGGUGGAAGUAGUGAGGUCCACAAAGUCAUUGCAUCAGAUUGCUCAAUUUAUGCUUUGAAGAAAAUCAAGCUUAAAGGUCGUGACUAUGCUACUUCAUAUGGGUUUUGUCAGGAAAUUGAGUAUUUAAAGAGACUGAAGGGCAAGAACAACAUUAUUCAACUAAUUGACUAUGAGGACGGCGAUGGUAGUUGCUCAUCAGUGAACAUGCUGACAGAAAUAGUAACAGCAGUUGGAUUUGCCUAG
Molecule: messenger RNA, 1929 nt
Organism: Nicotiana tabacum (common tobacco)
Lineage: Eukaryota; Viridiplantae; Streptophyta; Magnoliopsida; Solanales; Solanaceae
Source: RefSeq, a predicted model, not a curated record